Molecule: messenger RNA, 993 nt
Organism: Acinonyx jubatus (cheetah)
Lineage: Eukaryota; Metazoa; Chordata; Mammalia; Carnivora; Felidae
Product: olfactory receptor 6C2-like
Exons: 1
Coding region: 19-993 (324 amino acids)
Biological process (GO): G protein-coupled receptor signaling pathway
Cellular component (GO): membrane
Molecular function (GO): olfactory receptor activity; G protein-coupled receptor activity
Source: RefSeq, a predicted model, not a curated record
AAUGAAAUUCAGUAGUCAAUGAUGAAAAAUCACACAGUAGCAAUCUUCAUCCUAUUGGGCCUGACAGAUGACCCUCAACUUCAGAUUCCAAUUUUUAUGUUUCUAUUUCUCACUUACAUAUUGAGUAUAACUGGGAAUCUGACCAUCAUAUCCCUCACUUUAGUAGACUCUCACCUUAAAACACCCAUGUACUUUUUCCUACAGAAUUUUGCCUUAUUAGAAAUUUCUUUUACAUCUGCUUGUAUUCCUAGAUAUUUAUACAACAUAGCAACAGGUGACAGGUCAAUUACAUAUAAUAUUUGUGUUAUUCAAGUGUUUUUUACUGAUGUUUUUGGAGUAACAGAAUUUUUUCUCUUGGCUGCCAUGUCUUAUGACCGCUAUGUGGCCAUCUGCAAACCCCUGCAGUAUGUAACCAUCAUGAACAACAGAGUGUGCAAGAGGCUCGUCCUCUGCUGUUGGAUGGCUGGCUUGUUGAUCAUACUCCCACCACUUACUUUGUUCCUCAAUUUGAAAUUCUGUGAUUCAAAUGUCAUUGAUUAUUUUUUCUGUGAUGCAUCUCCAAUCUUGAAGAUUUCAUGUUCAGACACAUGGCUCAUAGAGCAGUUGGUUAUUGUCUGUGCUGUGCUGACCUUCAUUCUGACCCUUGUGUGUGUUCUUCAAUCUUACAUUUCUAUCAUCAAGACCAUUCUACAAUUCCCCUCUACCCAACAAAGGAAAAGAGCCUUUUCCACCUGUUCUUCUCACAUGAUUGUGGUUUCCAUCACCUAUGGAAGUUGUAUCUUCAUCUAUGUCAAUCCUUCAGCAAAGGAAUCAGUGACUAUUAAUAAGGGUGUGACAGUGCUAAUGACGUCCAUAGCUCCCAUGUUGAACCCAUUCAUUUACACUCUGAGAAACAAGCAAGUGAGACAAGCCUUCAAUGAUUCUUUCAAAAAAAUUGCAUUGGUAUCGAAAAGUAAGAGAAUGUUCAAGCCCAGAAAUAAAAUAACAAGCUAG